Lolium perenne is the source of this 2853-nucleotide messenger RNA. RefSeq lists its product as uncharacterized. NCBI's taxonomy places the organism in Eukaryota, Viridiplantae, Streptophyta, Magnoliopsida, Poales, Poaceae. Gene Ontology annotation, molecular function: ATP binding; protein kinase activity. Gene Ontology annotation, biological process: protein phosphorylation. The record is from RefSeq and is a predicted model, not a curated record.
AUGGUCGCCCUCCACGCCUCGCUCACCCGGCGUUGGCGCUCCCACUCGGCGAGCCACGCCGAGAACUUCGGGCCGCUCAUCGGCUUGAGCGGCGGGUCCUCGUGGUACCAGCGGCCGCCCCGCGCGAAGUCGAUGAGCUUGUCCGGGACGUACGCGGCGCCGUCGUACUUGCAGGCCACGCGACGGCUGCCGGCGGCGGAUCUUUUGCAAAAAAGCCGCCACGCUUCCUCCACGUUAGACAUUGUGAUACUGAUAGCCGCGCCCCCCAAGCCCCAACCUUUUAGCAGUGUUGCUCCGACCGGCGAGCCGCCGGUUUUUCCAUCGCUCGCCUGGUUCACCUCCACCUCCGCGAGGCAGUCUCCGUGGGCGGGUGCCGGGAGUAGAUCGGAGUUCGCCUUGCUCGUGGGACCGUCGUGGGACGGGAGAAGGCUGUUGCGGACGCAGACGGUGGAUAAAAUGGGGGAUUCCAUCUUCGACAUGCAGGCGGUACCCUCCUCGCUCGUUGAGCUCCAACCUUUCCUGCGCGUCGCCAAGGAGGUCGAGCCCGGCAACUCCCGCGUCGCCUACCUCUGUCGCUUCUACGCCUACGACAUGGCGCAUCGGCUCGAUCCGAUCUCCAGCGGCCUUGGAGUUCGGCAGUUUAAGGACGACCUACUGCAAAGUCUGCAGAGGGACAAUGAUCUUGCAUUAAAAUCGAGGAAGGAGAAGAGUGAUGCGCAAGAGAUGCAGCUGUUCUAUCUUCAUUACUGUGAUAAGUUCAUCCACACGCUCCAGAAUGGAGUUGAUAAGACUAACCAUGCUCAGCUCGCUAAACUGAAUCAGACCGUGGAUGUCUUGUUUGGGGUUGUGAGAGCCAUUAAUAGGCCCCUAAAUGUUGAAUACGAUCAGGCGGUUUUCGAAAUGCACAACAACAUUGAGGAAAAGAGAAAACUGUAUGAUCUUGAUAUUAUCCCCCCGGUUGAUCCUGAAAAUACUGGUCAGGCUAGUGCACAACAGUUUUUCACCUAUCCAGGGCCAUCGAUUAGCAGAGGCGAGGCUCAACGGGACAAUGUUUUUAUUAUGGGGACUCCAGAGGAGAUAGCUGACUCUGAAAGGUGGGAUCAAUUUUCAACAUCAGUCUACAAUGGGUUAAUUUUCAGGGACAGGAUGGACAUAAAAUGUAUGCCAGCUAAUGUACUGGAUCAAAUGGUACACGACAUAAGUGCGGAGCCGAUAAGUAUACCACUAGCACUUCUACAGGACAUCACAGAAAAUUUUGCUGAUGAGCGAAAAAUUGGUCAAGGUGGAUUUGGAGUCGUUUACAAGGGAGUUCUUCCAAAUGGGUGUGUUGCUGUGAAGAAGCUUUUGAACAGCAAGACCAUCGAUGAUGUGCUAUUUUAUCGUGAGACCAAUUUUCUGAUGAGUGUCAAGCACCAAAAUAUAGUACGGUUUCUAGGUUACUGUGCUAAUACAGAGAAUAUAGCCAUUAAAGUGGACGGAUCAGGAAAAUGUGGGAAUUAUAUGUAUCCCGAGUUGAGAGAAAGAUUGCUCUGUUUUGAGUAUGUCAGUAAAGGGAGCCUUCACAAUCAUCUUACUGAUGAAUUAAGAGGACUUGAAUGGCAUAUACGUUAUCAAAUAAUUAAGGGAAUCUGUGAAGGCUUACAAUAUCUUCACAAGGAAAAGGAUAUUGUUCAUAUGGAUCUUAAACCUGACAACAUACUGAUGGAUGAUUUAAUGAUUCCAAAAAUUACAGACUUUGGUAUAUCAAAACACCUUGAUGGAAUAUCACAAGCUGUUACUAAAGGACAUCAUAUGUCGCUAGGAUAUUGUGCUCCGGAAUACCUACACCGUGGCCAGGUGUCAUUUAAGUCAGACAUAUUUAGUUUAGGUGUUAUAAUUAUAGAUCUGGUGACUGGACGUAAGGAGGAUCCUGAUAUUAAAAAUGUACUUAGAAGAUGGAGGUACAGGUGGAAUAGAUCAGCCAAGUAUCCAACAUUGGGAUACCAGCAAGUUACUAAAUGCAUAGAAAUUGCACUACGCUGCGUGUCCCAUGACCCGAAAGAACGACCUUAUAUAUCAGAUAUAAUACGUGAGCUCAAUGAAAUGGAGAGUACAGAUGAGCACAUCAACAGUGCUAAUGAAUUUAGUUUUAGCCUGAUAAGUCCUUACCCCUGGGAGCUGCUUGACAUUGAUCCGCUGGAACUGCAUUUCCCAUUUGAGGCAGAGAAGCAGAUACCAUGCUCACUUCAACUAAGCAACCCGAGGGAUGAUUACAUUGCCUUCUACAUCCAAACGUCAAGUAGGCAGUACUGCAUAGAGCCGAACAAAGGAAUUGUACUGCCCCAAUCCAAGAGCAAUGUCAUCAUAACAUUGCAAGCACAGAAGGAGCCACGUCAUUUGAUGUACAAGGAUGACUUCCUCGUUCGGUGCAUAGUGGUGAAUGAUGAUCUCAGAGCUGAGAACAUCACUAAAGACAUGUUUGAUGAAAAGUCAAGUGAAAUGGUUGAUAAUGUGAAUUUGACAGUGUGCGACGAGCUCCCGCCCCCCUCCUCCUGUGUCGCUGCUUGACCUGGCCGCUCUCCAGAUCAGCACUAGAGGUGUACCAACAAGUCACUAAAAGACGUUGCAUUGCUGCGCCUGUCCACUUCGAGAGUGUAAUGAUCGAUCUUUUCUUGUAAAUAUAUAGAGACACAAAAAACAUAAGUAGAAUUCGUAGGAACUGCUCCCCACAUUGGCGUACGUUGCAGCAUCUGUUCAUGGAACUUUCGCCCAGCAACAUUUGCUGGGGUUUAUUCAUGUACUAUCAGUGGAAAAUGUGUUACAUGGAUGUUCAUAAACAACUGAAGGUUUAAAUAAUCGUAGUUCAUCUCACCA